AUGGAUUUUUAUCAAGAUCAAGUUAAUAUGAUCACUGUUUAUAUUGAAGAAGCUCAUGCAGCUGAUGAAUGGCCAAUAGGUAGUCGCAUAUGUUAUAAUCAGCCAAAAAGUGACAAUGAUCGAAUUCGUAUUGCAAAUGAUUUUAUCAAAGCAACAGAAUAUCGAAUUCCAUUAUUAAUAGAUCCAUUAUCAGAAAAUAACCCAUUUAGUCAAGUUUAUAAUCCAUGGCCUAUACGAUUUUAUGUUAUUGAUCAUAUGAAAAAGUUUAGUUAUAUUGCUCAACCAAUUCAAGGUUCAUUUCCAUUAGAAUGGAUUAAAAAUGCAUUAAAUGAAGCCAUUCAAAAAUAUCUAUAG
Rotaria sp. Silwood2 is the source of this 354-nucleotide messenger RNA. NCBI's taxonomy places the organism in Eukaryota, Metazoa, Rotifera, Eurotatoria, Philodinida, Philodinidae. The record is from the annotation of a GenBank genome assembly.